AUGAAUCAUUACGAUACUAGCCAGUCACUUCGUCAGCUCAAGAUGAAGUGGCCAAAGCCAAAUGUGACAGUCACAUACACCAAUCCUCAGUAUAAAGCUCCCGAUAGAGCGAAGGAACCGGAUGGUACCGUGUUUCUUUCUAAGUUCCAGCACCUAGCCAUCAAAUAUGGCAAAGUGACCGAGCAUCAUCCUGCCGCCCCCUGCGGAAAUGUCAUUCCUGAGGAUCUAGAGAAGCUGCGCUGGCUUGGAAAAGAGGUUCGUAAAUGUCAACUUGAGAAGAAAGAGCCUAUUGAAGGUGAUAGUUUGGGAUGUUUCUGGUCCCCAGCCCGAACCUGA
This is a messenger RNA of Penicillium argentinense, 336 nucleotides long. RefSeq lists its product as uncharacterized. The transcript has 2 exons. The record is from RefSeq and is a predicted model, not a curated record. Lineage: Eukaryota; Fungi; Ascomycota; Eurotiomycetes; Eurotiales; Aspergillaceae. The coding region runs from base 1 to 336 and encodes 111 amino acids.